Messenger RNA from Arabidopsis arenosa, 2835 nucleotides. NCBI's taxonomy places the organism in Eukaryota, Viridiplantae, Streptophyta, Magnoliopsida, Brassicales, Brassicaceae. The record is from the annotation of a GenBank genome assembly.
GAAGAAGAGAAGAGCUCACUACAAAAACACUAAAGAAGUGAGUAAAUUUCAAUCCUUUUGAUCGCCGGAAAAUGGCAGCGACGUCAAAGAUCGUCGUCUUCUGGCGAAUUCCCACGGCUGAAAAAUGUCACACGUUUUCUACGAGGCAACAAAAUCCAACUCCCGCUUAAACCCUUUUAGAAAAAGCCUCGAAAUUUCCGAUUUUUCUCAUCGAAAUUUAGAAACUUUUUUUUUUCUUCUGAUGGCAACGACUAACGCUCACACGGCGGCUCAACAGACUCCACCACCUCCUCCUCCUGUUCCUGCUCCUCCUCCGACGGCGAUCGAUGGGUUAACAACAGACGAGCUAACAGCAAAAGCUUUAAACAAGAGAUACGAAGGUUUAAUGACGGUGAGAACAAAAGCAGUGAAAGGUAAAGGCGCGUGGUAUUGGACUCAUCUUGAACCUAUCCUCGUACGCAACACCGACACUGGUCUCCCUAAAGCCGUGAAGCUCCGUUGUUCUCUAUGCGACGCCGUUUUCUCCGCCUCUAAUCCUUCACGCACUGCCUCUGAGCAUCUCAAACGCGGCACUUGUCCCAAUUUCAACUCUGUUACUCCCAUUUCCACCAUCACUCCUUCUCCUACCUCUUCCUCUUCCUCUCCUCAAACCCAUCACCGGAAACGUAACUCCUCCGGCGCUAUCACCACCGCUGUUCCUUCUCGGCUUAAUCCUCCUCCCAUCGGAGGGUCUUAUCACGUCACGCCGAUAACCGUCGUUGAUCCUUCGAGGUUUUGCGGCGGAGAGUUGCAUUAUUCAACUCCGCCGCCGCAGCAUUUGAUGCUUUCCGGUGGAAAAGACGAUUUGGGUCCUUUAGCUAUGCUUGAAGACAGUGUGAAGAAGCUUAAGAGUCCUAAACCGUCGCAGACGCAGUCUCUUACUAGAUCGCAGAUAGAGUCAGCUUUAGAUUCUCUCUCUGAUUGGGUCUUCGAAUCUUGCGGCUCUGUUUCUCUCUCGGGGCUUGAGCAUCCAAAGUUUCGAGCUUUUUUAACCCAAGUGGGUUUACCAAUCAUCUCCAAGAGAGAUUUCGCCACCACGAGAUUGGACUUGAAGUACGAGGAAGCUAGAGCAGAGGCUGAAUCAAGAAUCAGAGACGCAAUGUUCUUCCAAAUCGCAUCGGACGGUUGGAAAUCAGGAGAAUCCGGCGAGAGUCUUGUGAAUUUGAUUGUGAAUUUACCAAACGGGACGAGUUUGUAUAGAAGAGCGGUUCUUGUGAACGGAGCUGUGCCGUCGAACUACGCAGAGGAGGUCUUGUUAGAGACGGUGAAGGGCAUUUGUGGAAAUUCACCUCAGAGAUGUGUUGGGAUAGUGUCUGAUAAGUUUAAGACCAAAGCACUGAGGAAUCUUGAGAGUCAGCAUCAAUGGAUGGUGAAUCUUUCUUGUCAGUUUCAAGGACUCAACAGUUUGAUCAAAGAUUUCGUAAAAGAGCUUCCUUUAUUCAAAUCCGUCUCACAAAACUGUGUGAGACUAGCCAAGUUCAUCAACAACACCGCACAGAUACGAAACGCUCACUGUAAGUAUCAGCUGCAGGAACACGGCGAAUCGAUAAUGCUUAGAUUGCCUUUACAUUGCUAUUACGACGAUGAACGUAGAAGUUGUAGUAGUAGUAGUAGUGGUAGUAGUAGUAGUAACAAGGUUUGUUUCUUCGAGCCGUUGUUUAAUCUUCUUGAGGAUGUGUUGAGUUCCGCUAGAGCAAUUCAGUUGGUAAUGCAUGAUGAUGCUUGUAAGGUUGUUUUAAUGGAGGAUCAUAUGGCUAGGGAGGUUAGAGAGAUGGUUGGGGACGAAGGGUUUUGGAACGAGGUAGAGGCGGUUCACGCUUUGAUCAAGCUUGUCAAAGAGAUGGCUCGGAGAAUAGAGGAAGAGAAGCUGCUUGUUGGGCAAUGCCUACCGCUAUGGGAUGAGCUAAGAGCUAAGAUUAAAGAUUGGGAUUCUAAGUUUAAUGUAGGGGAAGGACAUGUGGAGAAACUCGUCGAGAGAAGGUUCAAGAAGAGUUAUCAUCCGGCUUGGGCUGCGGCUUUCAUACUCGACCCGCUUUACUUGAUAAGAGAUAGCAGCGGAAAGUAUCUUCCUCCGUUUAAAUGUUUGUCUCCCGAGCAAGAGAAAGAUGUAGAUAAGUUGAUAACAAGACUUGUGUCUAGAGACGAGGCACACAUUGCGUUGAUGGAACUAAUGAAAUGGAGAACCGAAGGGCUUGAUCCUAUGUAUGCAAGGGCGGUCCAAAUGAAAGAGCGUGACCCGGUUUCCGGUAAGAUGAGGAUAGCGAAUCCUCAAAGCAGUAGACUUGUUUGGGAGACGUAUCUUAGCGAAUUCAGGUCGCUAGGUAAAGUUGCGGUAAGGCUCAUUUUCCUCCACGCGACUACUGGAGGGUUCAAAUGCAAUUCCUCUCUUUUAAAAUGGGUAAACUCGAACGGGCGGUCACAUGCAGCCGUAGAUCGAGCUCAAAAGCUGAUCUUCAUAUCCGCUAACUCGAAAUUCGAAAGGAGAGAUUUCUCAAACGAGGAGGAUAGGGAUGCGGAGCUGCUCGCUAUGGCUAACGGUGAUGAUCAUCUCCUUAACGAUGUUCUUGUCGAUACAUCCUCGGUGUGAAAUUUGAAUCUCUUUUUUGAUCAAUUUGAUUUCAACUUAGUUUUUCAUUAGAAUUUGGCAUUUCAUAGGAUUGUUUAAAUUCUUUUCUUUCAUUUACUAGUAUCUUCUCAUUCAUACUAUCAUUAAUAUUCAAUUUGUACUUGGUUUCUUUAGAAUGUGAUUGAGGGUAUUUGUAUUUCUUUAGUCUAUAAUAUAUACCAUAAUUUUCG